AUGCCUCGCCUACCCUACUCCAUUGUCGAUGUCUUUUCCUCUGUGCCGUAUCAAGGCAACCCGCUCGCAGUCGUCGACAAUACGACAGACUCGCUCACACUCACAAAGGCCCAGAUGCAGUUGAUAGCUCGACAGUUUAAUCUCUCAGAGACAACGUUUAUAUGUCCUCCGACAAAGCCAGGCUCAACCUAUCGGCUUCGUUCAUUCCUUCCGAAUGGCGAGGAAGUCUUCGGAGCUGGACAUAAUUCUCUAGGUGCCUGGUGGCAUAUUGCUGAUUCGAGGUUGGCGGAGCUGCGUGAUACAGAGUCUACUGUCUUCCACCAGGAGUUGGGCGAUUCUGUUCUUCCAGUUGAGGUGUCCUGGUCAGCGCAGGGCGAGAUCCUUAUCACUAUGAGUCAAGGGGCACCACAGCUUUUGGAAAGACAUCCGGAUAAAUCGACACUUGCUGAGGCAUUAGGAAUCGAUUCAUCCGACAUUGGGUUCGAGUACAACGCAAACUCCAUGGCGCAGCCACAAGUUGUGACAACCUCGCCAGCACGACACCUCCUCGUCCCAAUCCGAGAUCAAGAAACAUUGAGCGGCAUUGAUUUUUCCAACUCUGAUGCUAUAGCCCGCGAGCUCGCCAAAACCAAUAGUCAUAACAGCGGAGUAUACGCCUUUACGCCCGUCGGGGAAACGGAUGGCGUUCUGAAUCUGGAGGCUAGGUUUUUCAGUCCGGGAAUGGGUAUGGAGGAUCCUGCUACGGGGUCAGCUGCUGGCCCACUGGCUUUCUUCCUAUGUGGGAAUGGUCUUGUACACGCUUUGAGUGAAGGCAAUGUGGAGGUUCAGGUUGUGCAGGGAUUGAAGAAGGGCCGAGAGUGUGUGAUGAGGUUGCUAGUGAGGAGAGAUGUGAAGACAGACUCGCUGAAGAUUCAAAUCUCGGGAACCGGCGUGCUUGUUUCAGAGGGAACUCUUGUCGUUCCUUCGCGAGACAUCAGUUUCUAG
This is a messenger RNA of Aspergillus calidoustus, 984 nucleotides long. The record is from the annotation of a GenBank genome assembly. NCBI's taxonomy places the organism in Eukaryota, Fungi, Ascomycota, Eurotiomycetes, Eurotiales, Aspergillaceae.